AGGCUUGGACUGUGUGUUCUCGGAGUCUACUCAAUGUUUCUACUAUGGGCUGUGGCGCAGGAACGAUUAUCAGUUCCGUUCCAACACAUAGACGGACAGUCAACACACAAGUUUAAGUCUGCACUUUUCCUCGGUACUUGUCAGAGCUUUCUGAGCUCGCUGUCUGCCCUCGCAUACAUAGUCAUCCGUGGAAAAUCAGGGUCAUCACUAUCGUCUCUACUGGGCCUGGACCUCGCCUCCAUGGCACAAACGAACAAUUCAUCCAAUUCCAAAACAAACGGAUCUUCGAGUACUAAAGUCAACGGCCAUACACAUUCCCCAAGCGCACCGUCGCACACUUCUUCGUCUACAUCCAAAGCUCUCCUCUUGUGCUACCUCCAAGUAUCGGCUUUCAUCACACUAGCCGCUCCAUUCGGCUUCGCAGCCCUCUCGUACAUAACUUAUCCUACAAUGGUCUUGGGAAAGUCCUGCAAGCUCGUCCCAGUGAUGCUCAUGAAUGUCGUCAUGUACAGGAGGCGCUUUGCUCCACAUAAAUACAUCGUGGUCGCAAUGGUCACAGCCGGCAUCAGUGUCUUCAUGGGCUUCGGGAACGAAAAGCCAUCAAAAGCCUCGUCCAAUGGCGAGCAAGGGUCUUAUGGACAGCUGAUUGGCAUUCUCUACCUUGUCAUUAACCUCAUUCUCGACGGCGCGGUGAACUCGACGCAAGAUGAGUUGUUCGUUCGGUACAAGGUGACCGGGCAACAGAUGAUGUUCUGGAUCAAUCUGUUCUGCACGCUGUUGAGUACGACGCUUGGAACACUUCCCUUGCCGCACAUCCCUGUGCUUCACCCCUCGAGCGGUUUACAAUCGGAAUUUGCAAAUGCAAUUGGUUUUAUAAGGACGCAUCCUUCUGUUAUCGUACCACUGGUCCAGUUUUCUUUGACUGGUGCUCUUGGGCAGCUGUUCAUCUUCGAGACGUUACAGCAUUUUGGAUCGCUGACUUUAGUAAUGAUUACGUUGACAAGAAAGAUGUUCACCAUGGUUCUCUCUGUGGUAGUUUAUGACCAUAAACUCACCGUUGGGCAGUGGGUAGGCGCAGGCAUUGUGUUUGGGGGCAUCUCAGUUGAGGCGUGGGUAAAACGCAAAGAGGUCCAUGCAAAGCGUGUUCUGCAGGAGAAAGAGAAGGCAAAGAUCAAGUCACUAUAG
Suillus subalutaceus is the source of this 1185-nucleotide messenger RNA. Its product is annotated as UDP-galactose transporter. Gene Ontology annotation, cellular component: endoplasmic reticulum membrane; Golgi membrane. Gene Ontology annotation, molecular function: UDP-glucose transmembrane transporter activity; UDP-galactose transmembrane transporter activity. Lineage: Eukaryota; Fungi; Basidiomycota; Agaricomycetes; Boletales; Suillaceae. The transcript is spliced from 5 exons. The record is from RefSeq and is a predicted model, not a curated record. Gene Ontology annotation, biological process: UDP-galactose transmembrane transport. The annotation marks the transcript as partial.